AUGGACGACAAUCUCGCUCUGCCAACAAGUCCGCUAAGGGACAAGUCGCCUCUCCGAGCCGCGACAUUCCCAGGCUCGGUCACAUCAGACGUCGCAUCGGGCUCGAGUCAUAGUCAAGAUGCGCGCACUGCCAAACGACCGCCGGCGAGUCCGCUGCGCGAGAAUGCCUUACACGAGACGAAGACCGAAUCAAGUGCUAUAGAUCCGCUAUCGCAGAAAUCCAUUCCUCUGAAAUUGCUGGGGAAAGCGUCAUAUGAAGCUGAAGCUGUGGGUUCGGAAUACAGCCAGCCUGAGCAAAGUUCUGCCCCGGGCGAUUCAUCACCGACAAAGGCCCCCAAGGAGAAGAAAAAAGGCGUCUCUUUCCUCAGCCGAAUCAUCGGGAACAAAAAGAAGGAUCAGCUUUCUGAGCCGGAAGAUGAAACCUCAGAACCGGAGACUAACCGCAUGUCCGUCGACACGUCUCAUCCAAUCGGAUUUAUAGCUCGGCAUCCUGGACCAUCAAAGUAUCUGAAGGUGCGCGCCCAUCACAAAAAAGAGAAGAUAUUCAAUCGGGUAUUCUUGGCCCAGGAACUCGAGGGUGGCGGCCCACCGCCAAAAGUCGCAGAUAGGCGGAUAUCGACAUCAUCCGCUGUGCCGCAAAAUGGCGACCAUACCGGACGGGCUGUUUGGGCGCUUGUAUUUUCCAAGGAUGGAAAGUACUUGGCUGCUGCGGGUCAAGACCGCAAAGUGAGAGUUUGGGCUGUUAUAUCUACACCGGAGGAACGCAAAGAUGCGAAUGGAGAGGAAGCGAAGACGCCUGUAGACGCGCAUGAUACGCCUAAGCUGAAGGCGCCUGUGUUUCAGCCAACGCCGAUUCAGGUGUAUGAGGGUCACAAGGGAAGUAUCUUGGAUCUCAGCUGGAGUAAAGUAAGGCACACGUCAGAUUUGAUUGGGAAGACUGUACUAAUCGAUGGAUUAGAACAACUUCCUGCUAUCCUCGUCGAUGGACAAGACAGUGCGGCUGUGGCAUAUCUCUCGGCCAGAUUCCAUCCGCGUGACGACCGGUUCUUCCUUGCUGGAUCACUUGACACGAAAUUGCGUCUAUGGAGUAUCCCUGACAAGAGUGUUGCCUUUGUGACUGCGGUUCCCGACAUGAUUACUGCAGUAGCAUUCACUCCUGACGGCAAAUACUCUAUCGCUGGGUGUCUAAACGGUAUGCUAAACAUCUACGACACGGAGGGCCUGAAAGUAUCGGCCCAAAUCCACGUUCGUUCGGCUCGUGGGCGGAACGCAAAGGGCAGUAAAAUCACCGGCAUUGAUACGAUGAUUGUACCCGAGGGCGAUCACCAAGGUGAAACUAAGAUUCUGGUUACCAGCAAUGACUCGCGCAUCCGGAUGUACGAUUUCAAUGCUCGAAUUCUGGAGGCCAAGUUCCGCGGCAACGAGAACACCUGCAGUCAGAUCCGAGCCACCUUCACAGACGACGGCAAGCACAUCAUCUGUGGAAGUGAAGAUCGUCGUACAUAUGUAUGGCCCAUUGGUCAAGUGGAAGGAGACUCCGAGAAACGAGCUGUAGAGGUCUUCGAGACACACUCCGCAAUGGUGACCGCCGCCAUCUCCGCACCAGUCCAAACAAAACAAGCCCUAGCUUUUUCUGAAGACCCAAUCUACGACAUCUGCAACCCACCACCAGUAGCCCUAAUGGGCCCCGACUCACCAGAAAAACCAAAGCAAAACGGAACAAGCCAUAAGCGCUCAGCCUCCGCACCGCGCCUAUCAAUAAUCAGCAAAAUGGCCCACGAAUCCCCCCUCCUACCUUGCCCGCUCCAAACACCCAGACGGAAACAUAAUUGCAAGAUAAAAAUCCUCCGACAAGACUGCGCCUACCACAAACGCCGCUUCGAAAACUGGGACGCAAACUCAACCAUCUCGCGCCGUAUCCUCCGCCGCUCAAACUCCGGCCGCCGCAGCGUAUCAUCCUCAAUCGGCAAGGAAUCCUCCCUCAAAACACCCUCGGAGCGUAUUAUUUCCUGGCGCAACUCGGUCAUCCGCCAAGGCCGCUCCAGCACCGAAGGAUCGCGCUCCGGUCUGCGCACCCGCAGCCCAUCCCCCCAACACCGCAAUGCAACCUUCCGCCUAUCAUCCUCCAGACCCUCAAGCCUAGGUCCAAACGAAUCCCUUAGCGCGUUCACACACUCCCCACCACCCUCACCCCGCCGAGCAAAACUAGACAACCGGCGCACAAGCGAAGACGUAACCCGAACCAACCACUCGCGCGGCCAAAGCAACGGCCACGCCAACGGCAAAAUCCCACCCGCAGAUAAAAUCCCCUCAACAUCUGCAGACCUAGUCGCAAGCCAAAGAGCAAAAGACAACCCGCUCUGGCUACAAGGCGAUCACAGCUACGCGUACUGGAAUAAGAUCACGCACGACGCGAUGGCAAUGCGCUCGCGUAAUUCGAAUGAUCUUCUUAGUCCUGAUAGUGCUCGCGAGCGCAAGGUGAGUACUGCUGGGAGUAUUCUUAGUAGUGAUUAUUCUUCUGCUGGGGGUGAGGAGGAUGAUGAUGAUGAUGUUCUUAAGUGCGAGAACUGUCGGGGUACCAGUUUCCGCAGUGUUAAGGGGCGAGAUGGGACCCAGAAGCUUAUUUGUUCGCAGUGUCAUCGGCCUGUUGAUUAG
Penicillium antarcticum is the source of this 2655-nucleotide messenger RNA. Its product is annotated as WD40 repeat domain-containing protein. The transcript has 6 exons. NCBI's taxonomy places the organism in Eukaryota, Fungi, Ascomycota, Eurotiomycetes, Eurotiales, Aspergillaceae. The coding region runs from base 1 to 2655 and encodes 884 amino acids. Gene Ontology annotation, molecular function: protein binding. The record is from RefSeq and is a predicted model, not a curated record.